Messenger RNA from Didymodactylos carnosus, 672 nucleotides. The record is from the annotation of a GenBank genome assembly. Lineage: Eukaryota; Metazoa; Rotifera; Eurotatoria; Philodinida; Philodinidae.
AUGGAAAGUUUCACAGGAAUUCAUUACGGAGGUGUAAGUCUUCAUUAUGUUGAUUCAAAUUCCGAGUUACGCGUGUUCACAUUAGCUUGUCAAGCUUACGACUAUGAAACACAACAAUCAAAAAAUAUACGUGCGUUUGUUGAGAGAAUAUUGGAUGAAUUUGGCCUAAGUUUGAGCGAUGAUGUUUAUAUUGUUACUGACAAUGAAAAUAAAAUGACAUAUGCAUUUAAGAACAAUGUUCAACGUAUUGGUUGCACCGGUCAUUAUCUCAACAAAAUAUUGGAACAUGGUUUUAAAAAAAGGACAUCAAUUGUGAAGAACUACAAUCAUUAUACAAAUGUUCAAGAUAAAACAAAAACGAAAGAUAGUAAAAAGCUAGUCAAUCCAAUACCAAAGACACAUAUUGACCCAUUGGAUGAAAUAUUUGAUAAACCAGUUGUAAAAGGUAAAUUGGUGAAACCAGCAUCAUCCAAAACAGAAUUAGACUUAUAUUUAUGGGAUGAAACAAAACCUGAAAAAGAAACAAAUAUUUUAAAUUAUUGGAAAUUGAAUCAAACUCAAUAUCCUAUAUUAGCUCAGUUAGCUAAACAAAUACUUUGCAUUCCUGCUACAAAUAUGGCCACUGAACGUUUAUUUUCGUAUACCGGUAACACAAUCACUAAUCGAAACUGA